GUUUGAAUAAGUACGGAAUUUUUUUAAAUUUAUCGCAUUUGUUAAUAUUGAAUUUGAAACGAAGUAUUUGACGAGCAAAUAAUAAAAAGACUUUAACGCGUAUCAAGAACAGAAAAUUUUGGAAAAAAUAAGAAUUUUGUGGAUAAAAAAUUUCAAGUUCCAAAUGGUGUAAAAACAUACAAAAAGUGACAAUAAAAUUUGUUUUCAACGACUGUAAAGUUUAUUAGCUGUGCCUGAUAUACGACACCGUAGUCAACUGUAAAUUAUGGAAGUGUAAAAGGCAACAAAAAAGUUAUCUUGGAUUAUUCAAUCAUCAUAGAGUUUCCUGAAUACUUAAAAAGGGCAUCGAUUUAUUAAGAUGAAGAGCCUUGAGCGAUCAGCACGUAAAGUCAGAAAAGGACAUUACAUUGCAACACAUAACAGUCCAUCACCGCCUUAUGGAUCAACAAAUCGAGCAUAUUUUUCUGAUGGUGAUGACAGUCGAGCACCAUCAGAACGAACUUUAUCAGAAUAUACAAUCACAAAUGAGAGAACUUCACCGCCUAAACCACCAUCAAGGAAGUCUCGAACGAUGGAACGAUCAGCAAAAAAUGGAAUUAGUCAUAAUGGAAUCUAUUCAGAAGGUCCACGAUCACUUUCUAGUCCUCCAACGCGUCAACCACCACGCGCACCAUCAGCAUUAAGCUAUGAUCAUGGUGGUGAGACAGGAGAUAUUUAUGUGACAAGUGCAGCAUAUAAGACGCCUUCAGAAAUAAGUCGUUACUCGAUGCCUCAUCGGACACAUUAUACUAAGCCACAGAGUGUAUAUUCAGUUGCAAGUAGUCGUAAAAGUAAUCGUACGGGACGAAGUCAUACAUCAAGACGAAUGGGAGCAAAGGUUGAAGCAAUGUCUGCUCCAAAUCCCUUCUGUCCAAAUUUACGAGGAGUUUGUUGUCUCAUGUUACUCAUCAAUCUUGGACUUAUUCUUAUCACGCUUGGCUUCGUCAUUGUCAUUCAGUUUGUUGAGCCUCUCUUUGUUUGGAUUCUUGGAAUAGUCUUCCUCAUAUUUGGCUUCGCAACACUCAUCGGCUCGAUGAUUUAUUGUGUGAUUGUAUGCAGAGAUGUUAAGACGCCUUCGCAACUUAAAAAUGAAGACUUGCAUUGGACAAAGCAUUGGCAGAAGAAUAUUGGCUACACGCCUCACGAGAUUGACUAUAAAACCGAUCCAGACGGUUAUUCAGUCAGUAAAAUAAGUGGAAAAUAUUCCGAUCGAGGUAGUUCUAGGUAUUAACAGAUUAAGAGUAACAGGAUGUAACAACUUAAUGUAUUAUAAUAAUGAUGAUGAGAAUGUUGGUUCCAUACUAGAUCUUAAUAUUUUUUCUAUGCUCCGUAAAACUGAAUCUGCCUCCAUUAAAACUUUUCAUAAUAAUUUAGAACCAUCAAAAAUUUACUUGAAUUAUAGCUUCUACUGGAA
Messenger RNA from Chironomus riparius, 1453 nucleotides. The record is from the annotation of a GenBank genome assembly. Lineage: Eukaryota; Metazoa; Arthropoda; Insecta; Diptera; Chironomidae.